GGGGUUCCCGGAACUACAACUCCCGGCCUGCCCCGCGGCGAAGAGGGCCGUGUAGGGGGAGGGGGGGAGGGGGGGAUACGGCCAAGAUGGCGGCGAGGUUCGCCAACUUCCUGAAGGAGUCUUGGGCCAAGGAGCCGGUCCUUACCGUGUCGGCGGUCAUCGGAAGCCUGGCGCUGGUGUUGCCCUACCUCAGCCCCUUGACUAAGUACUCGGGGCUGAUGCACGACGCGACGCCCUACAACUACCCCGUGCCCGUCCGCGAUGAUGGCAACAUGCCCGACGUGCCCAGCCACCCCUGCGACCCCCAGGGCCCCAACCUGGACUGGCUGAAGAACAUGUGAGCGGCCGGCGGCCGGACCCCUCCCCGCCAUGCUGGACCUCCCGCCCGCCCCUAAGAAAUAAAAGACUAAUUCCUCCCCCCGACACACCUCCCCAAUCCGGAA
Messenger RNA from Ornithorhynchus anatinus (platypus), 443 nucleotides. It is a transcript of the gene NDUFA3, whose product is annotated as NADH:ubiquinone oxidoreductase subunit A3. Gene Ontology annotation, cellular component: mitochondrial inner membrane. Lineage: Eukaryota; Metazoa; Chordata; Mammalia; Monotremata; Ornithorhynchidae. Bases 87 to 341 code for a protein of 84 amino acids. The transcript is spliced from 4 exons. The record is from RefSeq and is a predicted model, not a curated record.